Messenger RNA from Chelonia mydas (Green sea turtle), 4973 nucleotides. It is a transcript of the gene ZSWIM2, whose product is annotated as zinc finger SWIM-type containing 2. The coding region runs from base 96 to 1994 and encodes 632 amino acids. Lineage: Eukaryota; Metazoa; Chordata; Testudines; Cheloniidae. Gene Ontology annotation, molecular function: zinc ion binding; ubiquitin protein ligase activity. The transcript has 9 exons. The record is from RefSeq and is a predicted model, not a curated record.
AUGCUCGCGGGGACGCGCCGUUUCUAUGGGGACCGGCAUCCACGGCAGCGGCUGCCGUUUUGGACCCUCCACCAACUGCCAGCCGGGACCCCGCCAUGUCCCGGCGGCGGUGCGCGAGCGCCGGGCUGAGCUGGCAGCAGGACCAGGCGCUGGGCAGCACCAUGCGCAUCGUGCGGGAGCUGGGCCCCACCGGCUUCGUGCUGCGGGAGGAGGGCGGGUCCGCGCACCGGGUGCUCCUGGGGGAGCCCCACGCCUGCACCUGCGCCACGUUCCUGAGGGAGAAGGAGCUGUGCAGCCACAUCUGUUGGAUAUUGUUGAAAAAAUUCAAAAUUCCAAGAAACCAUGAAUAUGCUUUUCAGCUGGGUCUUCUGGAAGGAGAGAUCAAUGACAUGCUUCAGCGAUUACAGCAAGAACAGACCCUCUCCCCAAGAGCAAACACUCUCUCCACCAAAACAUUUCAGAAAGAGGAUGAUGGAUACAUUAAUCAGAAAGAAAUUGAUGCAGAGGCUGUCUGUCCUAUUUGCCAGGAAGAGCUAUUAAAGAAAAUGUUUCCCAUCACUUACUGCAGGUACAGCUGUGGAAACAACGUUCACAUCACAUGUAUGAAGAUUUGGGCUGAUCACCAGGGUGAAUUGGAGAGUGACUCUGUGGUGAAGUGUCCCCUCUGUAGAGAAGAAUUUGCACCAUUAAAGCUCAUUUUAGAAGAAUUCAGAAACUCCACUCAGCUUGUGACUGCAGCAGAGAAAGUGAGACUUGACAAACACCUUGGACUCCCCUGUAAUAACUGCAGAGCAUUUCCAAUUGAGGGAAAAUGCUACAAGUGCACUGAGUGUAGUGAAUAUCACCUAUGCCAUGAAUGCUUCACUAGCGUUUGCCAUCCUCCACAUGUUUUUACCUUUCGACAGAAGAGAAAUCAGAGGUGGAGGUCACUUGACCAAGUUUCACAAUUGUCAACUCCAGGAGGAAAUUUAAAAAGCAUUAAUCCAGGCAGUAACUCUAAAGAAGAGAUGUUACAUCUUCAGGAGAAAUCCAGUUGCAUCCCAAAGCACAUUGUAAAAUCUUUACCUAUGAUGUGGAUUAGAAAAUGUAGCAACUUUCUUGCUCCAGGUCUCCAAUGUAGGCUCUGCUUGAAGAUCUUUUGCCUUGGUCAGUGUGCAAGACUCUUGCCAUGUAAUCACAAGUUCCACAGAGAAUGUAUUGACAACUGGUUACUGCACCAAAAAAAUGCAUGUCCUAUUGAUGGAUAUAUUGUGUAUAAUCCAUUAACCUGGAAGGAUAUAUCAGCCAUUCGUAAUGUCAGUCAGCCAGGAUCUCAAACAAAUACUACCAAACUUGUAAAGCAGAUGGAACCAGAGCUUUUCAUACCUGGAAUUGGAUUGUUCUUCAAGCAAACACUAUUAGGCCAUACACUUGAAAAAUCUCAAGAUAGCCUCCAGAGACUUCAUAACAAUAAAGAUCCACCACAUUCUCAACAGGGUUUAACUUUAAAUGGUUUAAGCUACUUUCAUUUAGGAGAUUCUGAUUCUAGUCAGCACAACGAUAGAAAUUUAAGUCUACAGUUUUCCAGGCAUGGUAAGGAUUUAGCCCAUAAGCCUUUCCAGAAAAUACUCUCUCAAAAAUCCUAUUCUGUUACAUCUAGUAAAGAUGCAAUUUCUAAUGGUACGAGAGGCUUAAAUGGAACUUGUACCAAUAAAGAGAAAGGAGCAAAAGUGUACCACGCUGACCAGGCUAACCCAAACAAAGUAGUUGCUUUUGAAGACAGGAAUAACCAUGAAAUUUCAGCAUGUGUAAGAUUUCCUGGGAAAUUGAACUUUGAGGAUAAUUUGGGGGGUACAAUUGGCUUUACGUUCCCAAAAAGGGACAAUAAGUGUGUGGGAAAAGCCAGACAGCAAAGAAGGCUUCUAGCAAGACCACCUAAGCAUAAGCCUCUGAGCCUUAAAACUACAGAAGUAGCUUUAUUAAUGGAAGGAAUUCCACUGAACAACAAGUCAUAACAUAAAGAAUGUAUGAAAUAUUUAGAAAACAGCUAUAUAUUUAUAGUUUUAAACUCAUGCUUUUUGUCUGAGUUUUUAUUUUCCAUUAGUGUAUUCCCUAGAGGCUGUUUCUACCAAGUUUAAAGGUCCUUUACACCACUGGACUGGCUUAAUGGAGUCCGAGAAUCAGCUCCAAUAACUAAGCUGAGGUGAAUAAAGUUAAGCUGAAAGCUGAAAUAUUUAUUGCAAAAACACUAAUAAUUUUAAAAAACUUACAGCUCUUAGUUGACUAGUCAAGGAUAUAAUAGAAUUUCUGAGAGAACAGGAAAGAUUUACAAAUUACAAUAUUGAAAUAAAAUAUUCAAAUUUUAACUGAGACUACAAAGUGGGCUUCAGAGUACUGUAAAGUAAGCAGAUUUGACAUACACAUCUCACUUACACUAAACACAGGAAUCCACCAUGCUAUUUUUAGUUGCUUUUCAGAGUAGAAUCACACCAUUAAAGAACAAUCAAAGUUUGAUGCACCAUUUUUUAACCUCCAAUUAACUUCUGCCAAAAAAAGGGGAACUUAAUAUGUUUGAGAGGCUACAGGGGGCCAAAUCUCAGGGUCUUUAAUUUAUCUGAAAUUAAUUGGAGCAAGUAGUUUAUCUAGUUAUAUCAAAUUAUGUCCAACUAGUAUUUACAUAUUGCUGAAAUACUAAGACUGAACCUGUCAUUUUCAAUAAAAAAGAUUUAACACAAAGAACCUAUUUAUAAUAUUGAAUUAUAUUAAAGCCAUUCUUUCUCUGCUGACAUUCUAACUCUUUUCCUAUACAUUUCCAUUGACGUAAAAACAAUAUACAAGACAUAUUAUGGUUAAAUGACAACUCAUUUUCUAAAAGUUGGUGGGCUGCUAUCUGACAUUGGACAAGGAGCUCUUAGGUAAUUUAACAAAAAUUGCGUUCAUUUUCAGAGUACAGACCAAAGGAAAAGAGUCUGUCAUCUGAGGAGUAAAUUUUUAAGAUAAUGCAUAGGAAUUUAGCCACACAACUCCCAUUAACCUUAGUGUAUAUCUGCAUCCCUGUGUCUUGUACUGUCACAGGGUAGGUACAUCCCGUCAGGGUACUGGGUCACAUAUGGACAGAAGAAAGGGAAAGGCUGCAUAGCAGUCAGUUAGGUCUCACAUUAGUGACCCUGACUGUAAACUGGGGUAGUAGGUCCUAGUGGCCAGAGUCAAUAAAGCAGCCCUCCCACUCAGGGCAGCGUGGUCUAAUAGUCCGAGUUAAGAGCGUAGCCCUUCUACUUAGGGCAGCGUGGCCAAAUAGCCCAAGUCAAUAGCACGGGCCUCCUGCUCAGGAUAGCAUAGCCUAAUAACCAGAGUCAAUAACGCAGUCCUUCUACUCAGGACAGAGUAGCUUAAGGGCCAGAGUCAAUAAAUGCGUCCACUUCUGGGGUACCCUGUGGCUUACUGGCUUGUUGGGGAAGUGGGGUGCCACCUAGGGGUAUGUGGCGCCCAGGGUAGGGGGACUUGGGCCCUCCCUGCUCCUCCACGUCCCAGCCCAUGGCCCUGGCAGUGAUGGGAGUGCUCACCACCAAGUCAGCGGGGAUCCUCCCAAAACAUGCUGGCCGGUUCCCUGGUUCACUCACGGGAGCAAAAUCUAAGUCCCCGGGCCGCUUCCUACCCUUUCUCCCUCAGCGAUGCUCCAUGGUUCCCUUGGGUCUCUGAGGUCCUCAAGCUGUGUAGCUCCUGCUUGUGUGUCCUCUUCUCUGGGUUUGUCAGGCAGCCUGGAGUCCAUCUGGAGCUGUGUGUGACAUGAGUCUGUAAUCGAGGCCUGUAGCAACUCCCUGAAGAGAUCCUGCAUUCUGUGUCAUCCGACUUCAGCAGCCUGCCCAGACUGAGGUGGGCUGCUUCCUUUUAUACUCUGCCUCCAAGCGGAGCAUGUGCAGCAGGGUCUGAGGGGUGGGGCUUCCUCAGCCUGCAAAGCACAGUUAACCCUUUGGGGGCUGGUGCAGGGUAGGUACACCCCAUCACAUGUACCAAUGAGUUAAUCAAUUACUAAUACACUAAACAGAAAAACUUCAAGUAUUAAAAUGUAGAUAUUUGUGAUAGCAAACCACAAAUUUUUUUUAUGAUUUGGUACUGAUAAAGUGAGAAAUGGGAGGUGAUUUUAUGAAACUUACUCAAAUAAUUUGACAUCUGUCUUUUCCCAGCCAUCUUUCAUUGCUUUGGUCUUUAAAUCAGAUGCUGUAGAUUUUGGUAGUGCUUGCAAACUCUCUAGUUGCAAUAUUUUAUUGCUAUCUUCCAUCCAGUUGCUUCAGAUUAUAUUUAAUGAGAUCCAUCAAGUAUGCUAUGAUGUAGUGUCUCUGUUUUAAUGUUUUUGUUGUAUUUUUUUUUAAAGUACAACAAUCUACCACUAGAACUCAACAGAGCCUUUAAUUUUGCAAGUAUUUAUUUGCAGAUACAAAUCAGGUGGGGACCCAUCAGAUGUAACUUUGAGAAAAUGUGGCCCUCUUUAUUCAUAGAAGUGGAAAUAAUCUAUUAAAAGUCUAUGAUUCCCAGUAAAAAGAAAAGUAGUUCUUCUAAUUUAUAGCAUAUGUCUAAUGAGAUUACAGUGGUAAUGGGAUGCAUUUUGUUGAAUUAUUGAAAACAUACUGGAUAUGAAACUGUCAGUCAGGUGAGUGGCACAUAAAGUCAUUACGUACAACCAGGGAACUUCCCAAUAUUUAAUAGGUCAGAAUUUAAGAAUAUUUAAGCAACUAAUGAGUGAGCUCUACUUAAUUCACUAACAGUCUGAAGUCUUGUGUUAGAGGGAGCAUUCUUGAAUGUAUAUGGUUUCCUCUCUUGAUAAGAGAAAUCAGAAAAAUGGGUACCACUGAAGGGAAGAAGCAAACACACUCACUGAAUACAGCUGAAGAUUUGAGUGACUCCUGAGUGACAUUUCAGGACACUUUUUAAAAGUGCAUUUAUAAAGUGGAGGGGAGAACAGAAAAAAGAAACAAAAAAAGUAAAGAAAUGAAGGG